This is a messenger RNA of Ornithorhynchus anatinus (platypus), 2160 nucleotides long. It is a transcript of the gene NR2E3, whose product is annotated as nuclear receptor subfamily 2 group E member 3. The record is from RefSeq and is a predicted model, not a curated record. Gene Ontology annotation, biological process: cell differentiation; positive regulation of transcription by RNA polymerase II; anatomical structure development. The coding region runs from base 1 to 1311 and encodes 436 amino acids. Lineage: Eukaryota; Metazoa; Chordata; Mammalia; Monotremata; Ornithorhynchidae. Gene Ontology annotation, molecular function: RNA polymerase II cis-regulatory region sequence-specific DNA binding; zinc ion binding; nuclear receptor activity. The transcript has 9 exons.
AUGUAUGAGCAUGACCCAGGGCUGGCAUCUGACAACAGACCUGUAAUCAUCUCAGCAGGGUUUUCUCUUUCCUUGCUCAAUAAUGCAGGAAGCAUGCUCACAACCAGGACAGAGAAUCCAGAGACUUUACCCUGCCCUGGGCCAGGCAAAGCACUGAGCCCCGUGCUCAUGUGUAAGGUGUGUGGAGACACCAGCAGCGGGAAGCACUACGGGAUCUAUGCCUGCAAUGGCUGCAGUGGCUUUUUCAAGAGGAGCGUGAGGAGGAAACUCAUUUACCGGUGCCAAGCAGGCACUGGAAUGUGCCCGGUGGACAAAGCACACAGAAAUCAGUGUCAGGCCUGCAGGCUGAGAAAGUGCUUGCAGGCUGGAAUGAACAAAGAUGCCGUCCAGAAUGAGCGGCAGCCCCGGAGCACAGCCCAGGUGCGCCUCGAAGGUAUCGACUUCGAUCCUCACCUCAAGCCCGAGCAUCUUGCCACCACCCACGAGGCCCCUCCGUCCUCCUGCCCCUCCCUGCAGGGCCUCCGGGGCCCCAUUUCCUCCGCUGUCUCUGCACUUCCAGGCCCGAGAGCCCUGUCCCCGCCCAGCAACCACCGCUUCAUGGCCAGCCUGAUGACCGCUGAGACCUGUGCCAAGCUGGAGCCUGAGGACGUUGAUGAGAACAUCGAUGUCACAAGCAAUGAACCUGAACGCAGCGCAACAGACUACCAGAUGUCCCCAUAUCCCUCCGCCAGCCCUGAGAGCGUCUACGAGACCUCAGCACGCCUCCUCUUCAUGGCCGUGAAAUGGGCGAAAAAUCUACCCGUCUUCUCCAACCUGCCUUUCAGGGACCAGGUGAUUUUGUUGGAAGAAGCUUGGAGUGAGCUAUUCCUUCUCUGUGCUAUCCAAUGGUCGAUGCCUUUGGAGAACUGCCCUCUGCUCUCUGUGCCAGAACUGUCCCCAAACGUCCACGGCAAACUCGUGUCGACUGGUGUGGAUAUUCAGAUCCUCCAGGAAAUCGUAACCCGCUUCAAGUCUCUCAGUGUGGACCCCACAGAAUUUGCCUGUAUGAAGGCUAUCGUCCUCUUCAAACCAGAAACCAGGGGACUAAAAGACCCGGAGCAGGUGGAGAACUUGCAAGACCAGUCGCAAGUGAUGCUGGGACAACAUAACAAGACUCAUUAUCUUAGCCAGCCGGUCAGGUUUGGGAAAUUGCUUUUGCUUCUGCCUUCCCUGAGGUUUAUUUCUUCCGAUCGCAUUGAACUCCUCUUUUUCCGCCGAACCAUUGGGAACACACCCAUGGAGAAACUCCUCUGUGACAUGUUCAAAAACUAAUGCAUCUCUCAUUAUCCCCUUCCCUUCUCUGGGCUAAGAGGGAAGAAUUGGAGACAAAGCCCUUUCGGUUCUGGUUUUCGGUUUUCACUCGAACAAGCCCAAAGUCUGAGCGAAAAUCCUGGAAAGUUGCCCAAGUCAUUCAAUAGUCUCCCCUCCCCCUCCUCAUCCCCUCCUCCUCCAGCUGGGGAGGAAGAAUAGAACUCAUCUCCACUUGACAAGCUCCAGAAAGGCGAAAAAGGAUUUCUCCACUAGCUUUCAAGUCUCUGCACGAAGCGCUCAGUCCAGCUCACCUACUUUUGAACCCUCCAUGCUGACUGGGUGGCCACCUUACUCCAUUGAAUCAACAGAACUACAUUGGAUUUUUAUGGUUUUCUGCCCCUAAAGAAGAACAUAGCUUAAAGUCCGAGUAGCACAAGAAACCUCUUUGCCAGAUACAGUUGGAGGACUUUGGUUUAGGGCGUGACCUCAGAGGAUGAUCGAAGCUGUCGCUCAAAACCCACCACUCUAUUCUUAAAAUAGCGAUUAUGGAGGCCUGUGAAUUUGAAGAAAUAAAACCAGGGGCUGCCACUCAGCAGCCUAAUUCUCAGCCAGGAGGUAAAUCAUCUUUCCCUUUCAGAACUAAAAAGUCUUCGAUUAAAACCAGGAAAGAAUGGAGUUGGGAAAGCAUCAGAUUCAAUGCCAACUGAAGAGUAAAACUCCUUAGUAUCUUACAGUCUCCGCUACAAUCCCAAGAAAAGGCACUUUGGCAUUAUUCUUAAGAAACCCGGCCACAUCUUGCUCCGUUUUAUCUCUCAGAAAUAUAGAUCUCUGUUCUGAUAACAAGGAAGGGCUGGCUCCAAUAAUCCAAGG